Messenger RNA from Acanthopagrus latus (yellowfin seabream), 3477 nucleotides. It is a transcript of the gene clvs2, whose product is annotated as clavesin 2. Gene Ontology annotation, cellular component: membrane. The transcript has 5 exons. Bases 917 to 1918 code for a protein of 333 amino acids. The record is from RefSeq and is a predicted model, not a curated record. Gene Ontology annotation, molecular function: phosphatidylinositol bisphosphate binding. Lineage: Eukaryota; Metazoa; Chordata; Actinopteri; Spariformes; Sparidae.
AUAAUAAUAAUAAUAAUAAUAAAAAAAAAUCGGAUGCUGCUGCUGCUGAUGAUGCUGCUGCUGAUGAUGAUGAUGAUGAUGAGACAGGGGAUGUAGAGGCGGGAGCAGGCGGACAGAUCUGCCUGGAUUGACGGUGACGGAGCGGAGCGGCACCAGCAGCAGCAGCACCAGCGGCGGCAGCGGCACCAGCAGCAGCAGCAUCAGCACCAGUCGGUCGGCGGACGGAGAUGCGCUGUUGUGAAGGCGGAGGGACGCUGAUGAUGAUGAUGAUGAUGCUGACGACGAGGAUGAGGAUGAGGAUGAUGAUAUAGCAGGUGCUGCAGGGUCGUGCCGCAUUGCCUGGCCGCCGGGGUUAGACGGUGAUGCUGCCGUCGACGUCGUCAUCGUGCCUCCGACUGAGAGAGAACGCGAGGAGACGCUCUGACAUGGUGGGAAGCGGCCGUCUGUCGGCUCUGAGCUCGGGCCGCCCGGAUCAGCAGGUUGGAUGUGCCGAAGCCUGAGAGCCCCCCCUUCCAUCCCCGCCCACCGGAGGGACCUGAGUCAUGACACACGCUGUGGGAGGAGAGGAGAAAAGGAAAAGAGAAAAAAUCACAAUAAAAGUUGAAUCCUCUCAGGUGGAAUUAAAAUGUUCGCGUGCGUAAAAGUGAGCGGCCCGUACGUCGAUGUGAGGAGCGUCGCAGCGGCAGCGCCCGUGCCAGUUCGGGGUGGAUUACGUCUACAGAGCAGCAGGCCUCCAUCUCAUGUCAGCUGGUGAGGCAGAGAGAGAGGCGUUCGCGGACACACUUCACCCUGUUGCUGCAGGUAACGUCUGAUUUUUAUUUUUAUUUUUUUCUAAUUUUUUAUUUUCCUUUUUCGCGUUGUUCCGCUGGACGCCGCCGCGCUGUGGUCCCCCGCGGAGGGACAGCUGUUGCAAAAGAUGACUCACUUACAGGCUGGCCUCUCUCCGGAGACCCUGGAGAAGGCCAAGGUGGAGCUGAAAGAGAACCCGGAGACUUUGCACCAGGACAUCCAGGAGGUCCGGGACAUGAUCAUCACCCGGCCGGACAUCGGGUUCCUCAGGACAGACGACGCGUUCAUCCUCAGAUUCCUCCGGGCGAGGAAGUUCAACCACUUCGAGGCGUUUCGCCUGCUGGCACAGUACUUUGAGUACCGGCAGCAGAACCUGGACAUGUUCAAGAACCUGAAGGCGACGGACCCGGGGAUCAAGCAGGCCCUGAAGGACGGGUUCCCCGGCGUCCUCUCCAACCUGGACAGAUACGGCAGGAAAAUCCUGGUCCUGUUCGCAGCCAACUGGGACCAGAGCAGGUACACGUUUGUGGACAUACUGAGGGCGAUCCUGCUGUCGCUGGAGUCGAUGAUAGAAGACCCGGAGCUGCAGGUCAACGGCUUCAUCCUCAUCAUCGACUGGAGCAACUUCACCUUCAAGCAGGCGUCCAAGCUGACCCCCAGCAUGCUGCGGCUGGCCAUCGAGGGCCUACAGGACAGUUUUCCUGCCAGAUUUGGAGGAAUCCACUUUGUGAACCAGCCCUGGUACAUCCACGCUCUCUACACCGUGAUACGACCCUUCCUCAAAGACAAGACCAGAAAGAGGAUCUUCAUGCACGGUAACAACCUGAACAGCCUCCACCAGCUGAUCCAUCCUGAGAUCCUGCCGUCGGAGCUCGGCGGGAUGAUGCCGCCGUACGAUAUGGGCACGUGGGCGCGGACGCUGCUGGACCACGCCUACGACGAGGAGACCGACUACUGUCCGGAGUCCUACACCCUGUCGGUACAAGACCUGGAGAGAGACCUGGAGAAAAACCUGUCCCCGAAGACCAUGAAGAGGUCUCAGUCUGUGGUGGAGCCGGGCGUCCUGAAACGACCGGACAAAGUGAAGAGCGAGGAGGACAACAUGCAGCCGCUGCUCUCGCUGGACUAAACCAACACGCUCGGCGACAGCUGAGAAGCAUACCCGACUCAAUAUUAACACACAUGUAAAACACACUGACUUACCUGUGCACCUGCUGGAAGCGACGCGCGCGCCCUGAAACAAACACACCUUCCUCCGGGAAAAGAAAAAAACGCUGCUUCUGCUACCGGAUUCUUGUUUCUCUUGAACUCAAACGAGGCAGACAAACAAGCCCAGAGACGGACGUUUCCUCACGCGGAAGGGGCAUCCUAAGAGCUACUGAUGUUGUUCGAUAUAUUUAUUUAUUUAGUUAUUUGUCAAGUGCCAAUUCCAAUGACUUUAAAUUAACUUCUUUGAACAAUCCAGCCCUUCGGAGUGGAGCAAGGGAAAGGAGAACGAACACGUGUGUGUGUGUUUCCUACAGUUGUAUAGUGUUCUGGUGAUGAGGGCUGCGGGCCACGCUCCCCGAGCAGCAUUUCUGUUUUUUGUUUGUUUUUUCUGUCUUUGUACAGUGAUUUGAAGAAACCGGCUCAGGAUUAGGAGAAGUGAUGAUAAUAAUGAGCUUGUUGAACCUCCUGGACACAAAACUGGCAGAGAGGCAGGCAGGGAGGCAGGCGCUGGGUUUACUGGGAGUUUACCUGGGGGUUAAUGGGCGUCUUCGGUCUCGCACCGGUUAUCUCUUGGUAAAAGCAAACGCCCCCCCUUUACUGUGAGAGUCGAUCUCUUGAAUUAUUAUUUUUUCCUUUUGGCCUUUUUCUCUCUGUCUCUGACCCGUGCGUCAUGGAAUAUAUUAUUUCUUCUGCCAUUAGGGAAAUACAAAAACAUCUCACAUCGUCCAGUGUUUGUUCGGCCUAAGAUAAAUAUCAAGAAUAUGCCUAAGUGUAAUUUUGUUAAAGCAGAGGAAGGGUAAACAUGCCACCCUCUCCUGUGACACAUUUGUUAUGUCUUUGGCAAUAAUAAUCUUACUUACUGAAACAUUAGCGCAGUAACAACAUCUGCUCUCAAACACGCCAGUAUUAGAAGAUUUGAUGACGCAUCAAAACGCGCUGGCCUUUUUUUCUUUUUGCAUGAUUUUGACAGUUUAUUAAGAAUCACACUGUUUAAGCUGUAUUAUUUUAGCACACUGGUGUUUAACUAUUUAACGUAUUACUUUAUAAUCUAAACUCAAGGUCCACACAUCUCAACUAUUUAUUUCAACGUUUUGAUCUGUCGUUAAAUAAGAAAUUCAUACAUACAAAACACAAACAAACAAAACCCGGCAUGUCCUAACCAGUGACGUAUUUAACUGAAUGUGCAUGAUCGGGCACUUUUGUCACGCUGCAGUCAAAGUCGGCUCAGUUUCAAAUUACUGUGAACACUAGCAGCAUACCGAGCUAACGCAAGCUGAACCAGAGAUGAUAACACGUAACGGCUAAACCUCUGUAGAAUUGGGCUGACUUGGUUCCUGACCAAAAGCUAACACAGCCGAACGUUAAAGCAAGUGCAACAACACAGGACUCGACAAAUAACUUCGUCUUUUAAUCAGCGAAGCUACCGCCAGCGACCAAAAGUCUGUCUGAAAUAUACAUUUAUCUUGUGCUUCUCACUGA